Malaya genurostris is the source of this 4130-nucleotide messenger RNA. RefSeq names its product probable 3',5'-cyclic phosphodiesterase pde-5. The transcript has 7 exons. The record is from RefSeq and is a predicted model, not a curated record. Gene Ontology annotation, biological process: negative regulation of receptor guanylyl cyclase signaling pathway; signal transduction. The coding region runs from base 925 to 3318 and encodes 797 amino acids. NCBI's taxonomy places the organism in Eukaryota, Metazoa, Arthropoda, Insecta, Diptera, Culicidae. Gene Ontology annotation, molecular function: protein binding; 3',5'-cGMP-stimulated cyclic-nucleotide phosphodiesterase activity.
CAAUGGGAAGUGGGGUAGAUCGGCGAUAGCGAAUUCCAACCCCAAUCGAAAAAAUACGAUUCAGUAUGAUUUUUGGUACGACGCUGUAUUGUGCUCUUUUACUUCGCAGGGACACGCAUAUGAGCAAGCAGCAGUUAAAUGAGAUAUUAUUGCACAGACGCCGUAUCUGGAAUAGAGAUGUUGUCAUUUUGUCAUCAAUAGAUAAGCUUUAGUAGUAGCAGUGAAGUGUAAAAUAAAACUGAUAACUUCAUUGAACUUUCAAUGAAAACAAAUUACACCUAGUGUAUCUGUAAGAAGUCGGUAAAUUUAAGAUUGAAUGAACAAUACAGUAAACGGAUAAUGGAAAUGGAGUUUAUUUUAUCCACGCAUCACAAAAUGUGAAUUUUAUUAGUUUUCAAUCACAGGUGAAAUUAAAAAUAAUAAAAUCAGCUGGUUCUGGAUAAAGUUCAUUGAUAAAUGAUGUAUUAUGUGUUUAUGUUAUUGGUGUAGGAGUGAUAACAGCAGUUGUGAAAGAACAAUUUACUGCAAUCCUUAACUGAAAUUUUCACUGCUAUGAUAAAAAUUUACAAAUGAAAAACCAUUUGCACUUAAUUGAUUUUCAUAAAAACUAAUUAUCUAUCAGUCGUUACUAUGCAAUUAUAGAUUAAAUUUACAAAACCUCAAAAUCGAGGAAACAAUAAAACUAAUGAUUAGGAUCAACUCUUUUUCCAAAUUAUGUGUUCAUAUAGUGAUGCUUUAUGAAGUGGUUUCGCCGCAAGCAUAUCGUAGAGCCAUAACGAAACGAAAAAAUAUACUCAAUCGUUAAUAUUUUCGUAAAUAAUUGUAAGUGUCGCGUAAGAAAAAACUGUCUUGAAUGAAAAUACGAUGCCAUCACUAUAUAGAAAAAGUAACGGACUACUAUUAUAUACAAAACACACAAUUUAGAUGGAAAUUUUAACACGAGUAGCCGGCAGCUUCGCUGGUUUUUGGAGGAGUCGAAGACGUACACACCAAGAAGAUGAUACCUCACGUAAUCAAAUCAUGGGAACAUACGAAGAGCUUUCUGCUAUUCAAGUUAAAAAAUAUUUGCAAAGUAAUCCAGAAUUCUUGGAUACAUACGUCAUGGAUGAAAUGCAGCUUGAGCAGCUUGAAAGAUGGAUGAUACGAAAAACACAGCGUGCUAGAAAAAUUCCACAACCUAUUGGCAAAAAUGGAAGAAAAACUAGUCUUAGCCGAUGGAAAUUUUGCGUUCACGCUGAUAAACGACAAAUGUUACAGGAUUUGAUAAACUCUUUACAAUUGAGGCCAACCAAAAUGCAUGUGCUGUGGGAGCUGGCUUCCUGCAUAUGUUCGGCAGUGAAUGCCGAUGGGUUUCGAUUGUAUCUCACCGAUGCUGUGGAUACUGAAUGUCUUCAUCUCUGUUUAAGUAACAAUUUCAUCGAUGAGAAUGGAGAUCCGAAACCUCUAAGAAUAAAAUCCGAUGCAGCCAUACCCAACUAUGUGGCUAAGACUAGGGAACCAAUCCGUUUUUCCAAAGGAGACUGCGAUCCACGAUUUGAUCAGAAUGUGUUAGACAAAAGUGAAAUGGUACACGUUAUGUGUCAGCCUAUUGUAUAUCCUGAUGGAUCACUAGUGGCAGUACUUGAGUUAUGGCGUCGAGAUUGUGGAACACCAUUCUAUGAGGAGGAUGAAGAAAUUGGCUGCAGUUAUUUAGUAUGGGGUGGUAUCGCUAUACAUUAUGCACAUUUAAACCUAGUUGGAUUGAAACAACGUAAACUUAAUGAUUUUCUAUUAGCAGUAGUCAAGUCCAUAUUUCAAGAUAUGGUUAGCAUGGAUAUGCUAGUAUCAAAAAUAAUGAACUUUGCUCAGCGACUUGUGGAUGCGGAUCGGGCUUCCUUGUUUCUAGUAGAUUCGAAAAGCAAAGAAUUAUAUGCAACAAUUUUCGAUGUGGGUUGUGAAGAAAAACCUUCUAAAGAAGAAAACGAAAACGAUAAUAAAGUACCCAAAGAAAUACGAUUUCCUAUUGGGACGGGUAUAGCAGGUCAAGUUGCUAUGUCAGGUGAAGUUCUUAACAUUGCAGAUGCCUACGCUGAUACAAGAUUUAAUCGUUCCAUUGAUCAAUUAACUGGGUAUAAAACAGAAUCUAUUUUGUGUAUGCCUAUUUUUAUUCGUGGGAAUGUAAUCGGUGUAGUACAAAUGAUAAACAAACGGAUAGGAUAUUUCAACAAGGAGGAUGAAGAAGCGUUUGAAAUGUUUGCAGUUUACUGUGGAUUAGCUCUUCAUCAUGCCAAACUAUAUGAUAAAAUACGACGAUCAGAACAAAAAUAUCGCGUAGCUCUCGAAGUAUUGAGUUAUCAUAAUACUUGCUCGGAAAAAGAGGUUACAAAAUGUCUUGAAGUGGGUAUACCACAGAGAAUAUCGAACAUCGACAAAUAUGACUUUAGCCCAUUCGAAAUUAACGAUUUCCAAAAAGCUUUGUACAGUGUUUAUAUGUUUAAGGAUUUAUUCGGUUUGGGGAGAUUCGACAAGACUAGUUUAAUUCGCUUCACUCUGACAGUCAAAAAAAAUUACAGAAGAGUUCCAUAUCAUAACUGGACCCAUGGAUUCUCAGUUGCUAAUACAAUGUACAGCAUGAUAAAAAAUUGCAACACAAUAUUUAGACCGAAUGAGUGUUUAGCACUUUUUAUUGGAUCCCUCUGCCAUGACCUGGAUCAUCGCGGAAAAAAUAACAAAUUCAUGCUUGAUACAGAAUCACCUUUGGCAGCCAUUUAUAGUACAUCAACAAUGGAACACCACCAUUUCAAUCAGACUGUCACCAUACUACAACAGGAGGGUCAUAAUAUUUUUAGCAAGUUGAGUAGCAGUGAAUAUAAACAAGUUUUGAGUCUUAUUAAACACUGCAUACUUGCCACCGACCUGGCACUUUUUUUCCCAAAUAAGGAAAAAUUGAACACUUUAGUGGACGAGGAGAAAUUUUCGUGGACCAUAUCAGAACAUCGUAUGCUAAUACAGGCUAUCGCAAUGACCGGAGCUGAUUUAUCUGCAUCGGCCAAACCGUGGGAGGUGCAAACCGAAACUGUCAAGGUUAUAUUCGCAGAGUUCUACGAUCAAGGAGAUGAAGAAAAAAAAGCAGGGCGUGCACCUAUUCCGAUGAUGGAUCGCGAUCAACCAGAAGAACAAGCCGCGUCACAAUUAGGAUUUCUAAUGGGAAUAUGUAUACCAUGUUACACCUUACUUCAUAGAUUGAUUCCGGAAACAAAACCAAUGCUAGACAUGUGCAAUGAAAACUUAUCGAAAUGGCAGGAUAUCGCCAACGGAAGCCGAAAGUUUGAUCAAUAGAAUCCAAACAGGCAACGUAAACAUGCUCGCUAUAUGAUAUAAAUCUUAAGUGUAAUAUUAUAAAUACAUAUACAUGUACAUAUAUAUUUUUUUUUUUUUUAUAAUAAAAUUUUUAUUGGGCUCAUUUGCGUUAGCUUAACGUGGCCGAUUAUCUUGUUGUUAGGUGGAUAUGAGUGGAAGCCGUAUUAUGGGGCGACCUGCUCCCCUAAAGUUAGUAAAGGAGUGUCAGGAGGGUGGGACCUAUACUGUAUUGAUUUUGAACAUAUUUUGGUAUUACAAAUCAUUCAUUAAUAGCUUGCAUCUUCUUAACACACUUUUCAUUUCCGAGUUCUUGACGUUCUCCAGAUUGUAACGAGGAAGAGACUGUACUAGACUCGGAUGCUUUGUUGGUGUACUUUGAUGUCGGUGUGUCAUUUAUGGAUGGUUUCCAGCAAUUCAGCUUGACCAGUGUUUAGUUCAUUUGGGGUAGGACCACUGUAGAAGAAAGAAAGAGAAAGAGAGGGCACUAGAUUUGCACGUUUAUAGCUUUGAGGAAGUUAUAGAGGUAGGUCAUGUAAAGGAGAUCUCGGGUUGCCAAAACGUCACGGACUGGAACAUAAGGUGGUCUACCUCGGGCCCGAAGGGAAUCAAUUAGCUGGAGUCUGACGUCGCAAUACUCGGAGCACACCCAAACAACAUGCUCGAUGUCAUGAUAACCGUCUCCGCAAACGCAAUGAUUACUCUCACUAAGGCCAACACGAUGAAGAUGCGCUUUGAGCAAAGAGUGGUUGGACAUAAGUCUUGACAUUGUGCGAAUAAAGUCCCGGUUCACG